Messenger RNA from Antechinus flavipes (yellow-footed antechinus), 783 nucleotides. RefSeq lists its product as uncharacterized. NCBI's taxonomy places the organism in Eukaryota, Metazoa, Chordata, Mammalia, Dasyuromorphia, Dasyuridae. The coding region runs from base 1 to 783 and encodes 260 amino acids. The record is from RefSeq and is a predicted model, not a curated record. The transcript is spliced from 3 exons.
AUGGCGCAGAAGCUAUAUUUGAAAACCGAGGUAAACAAGAUCUCAGCCCAAGUGGAUGGAGCACAACAGCUGUCUAAGAUUAAUCGCACACAGAGAGAGUCAUCCGGACACCAGUGGCUUUCCCUUUCAUCCUCAAGGGGUUCCGGUAGGGCAGCCCCAAGCGGUCAGCCCCGAGUCCGGAAUGGGGGGCCCAGUACUCCCUCUGGUUUCGGCAAAGAACGCGGGCGGGGCAGGCAACAAAAGACCCACCCACCCCCCCAAACCGAAGCACCGACUCUGCACAACGACUCUGGGAGAGCCCCGAGUCCGGGAAGGAGGGAGGAAACGGCGCAGGCGGGGAUCACGCCGGCGAGGGAGGCGAAGAGGAGGGUGAUCGAUAGGGAGAGACCCGAAGGUUUAGAGAGCCCCCUCCGACCGCAGUCACGUCGACCGGGCUUCCCCCAGUCUGUGGCUCGCCGGCUCCCUCUCUCACACCAUCACCGCGGGAGAUUUCCCAGCAUCUCGGCGGAAGAGGCGAACAGAAUGAACUGCUCGGCUGGUUUCUGGGCGAGAGAGAGAGGCUUGCCCAUUAAGCUGCAGCAAGAAGCCAAAUCCAAAAGCCAAUCUCCAAGCCUCCAAACCACACGUCACCCUAUCAGCUGGGAGCGAGAACUGCAACAGUAUGACAAGCCUUGCAUAUUUAUUCCUGAGCCGAGGGGGAAUUUUCAGAUCGCUCGGGCUCCUGUGGCAGGAAAGCCAGGGACAGAAUCCCUAGUCCAGAAAACACAAAUGUAUCCAAUUUAA